Messenger RNA from Paraglomus occultum, 651 nucleotides. The record is from the annotation of a GenBank genome assembly. Lineage: Eukaryota; Fungi; Glomeromycota; Glomeromycetes; Paraglomerales; Paraglomeraceae.
AUGUCCUCGCUAAAUCAAACUGUGCUCUCGGAACAAGCAAACCCAAAUCCCAUUGAAUUUUUUCAAUCUUGGUUCAAAGACGCACAGGUAGCGUAUCAAGAGAAUGCGUAUGCCAUGAUAUUAGCAACUGCCACUACAGACGGCAUUCCCUCUGCUCGAGUGGUGGUGCUGCGACAUUAUGACGAACAGGGAUUUGUUUUUUAUACGAAUCACGACUCUAGAAAGGGCAGAGAGUUAGAGUCAAAUCCUAGAGCAGCCAUUACAUUUUAUUGGGGUUCGCUAGGGAGACAAGUGAGGAUUGGCGGGAAUGUGGAAAGGGUAAGCACGGAAGACUCUGAGGCAUAUUUUAAGGUAAUAAAGCAACAAGGCUUGGCAUAUCGACAAGUGUUGAUACGGAAACAAAGGCCAUUACAAAGUAAAUUGAGUACAUGGGCUUCGCCACAAAGCCAAGUAAUUCCUUCUCUAAGCAGCCUCCACGAGCGUGUAGAGUCAUUGAAAGCCGCCUAUCCCGACGGCAAUGUUCCGUCACCUCCAUUCUGGGGAGGGUACAGAGUUAUCCCAAACGAAAUAGAAUUUUGGUCAAGACAGGAAAACAGAUUACACGAUAGAAUAGUAUACAAGAGAGAUUCUGAGAAGAAUACGUGGGUUAUU